GAAGGGGAAACCCAAAUAUAGCUCAAAGUUACAAAAUACAUAGUUCGUCGAUACAGCAGAGAUUUUUUGGUUGUUAAGAUUCCUGUUUGGUAAAAGCAGUCGAUUGGCGGUUGACAAAGAAGCUGCAAAUCUUUCGCUUUUGUCAGAAAACAAGGAAGAGUGAGGCUCGUAGACAAACAUGAACGGUAAUGGAAGACAAGAAGACCUUGAAGAACUGACACAGCCUCUCCUACCCGGUGGAGACGACGAUCAGUUUGUCGCUGAGGCGUUGGCAGAGUUUUUCAAUUCCACUGAAUGCGAAGCUUUCCAAAGCGAACCAGAAGUUUGCUUCGUCACUCUGAAAGAAAAGAAAGAGUUUAACAAAAAGGAAUCCCGAAAGGGAGGAAUAGCAAAACAGAGGGUAGUAGAAGGUGUCAUCCAGAUAGAGGCUUGGUCUCCCGUGGAAAUCGAUAGCAGCAACAUACAUGUCUGGGUAAUGCGAGAAAAACAAGCCGCUGAACUUUGCGAAGAUAGGAAUGGACGAGUGAGUUUGCCAGUUAAGUUGGAGGGACAUAAUGGCGAAAGAAAAUUAUUCUCAGUUGAUCUGGAUAGUAAAUAUUAUGGCCCAAAAACUCCUUUGUAUCAGUUGAAAAAAGGAGACACGAAAAAGGCAAACCUUUUCCAGCUUGUGGUGAAGCUACCCGCACUCUCCGGAACCACUCGUGAGUUUUGUAGUGAACCAUUCUUGAUAAGGAGUCAACCCAAGCCCGUCCAACCCGGGAAGAGAAAAUGCCCCGAAGAUUCUUCUUCAGAAGAAUGCUGCACAGAAAGCUCAACCCCAACGAAAUUAGAUGGUUCCUUUCAAAACCUAAACGUACGUGAACACUUGGAAGCGAAAAGUGCUUUCAUUGGAAGUUUAGAAUAUGGCAACUUGAAAGUAAAUGAAGGAAGAGCCGAUAUUGGAUAUCACUUUAAGGUCAAGGAUCCUGAUUUGUACAAAGAAUUUGACGAAGGUGACGUACUCGGGUUCUUCAAAAGUGACGAUGGGACAGCAUGCGUACAGCUUUUAAACAGCCAAAAUGGAAAACAAGCUUUCAUGGCAGGAGUCAUUAGCAGGUCAGCUUACCUUGAGGCCACACCAGCCAUAAGUCAAAACGAUCCCACUGAUGUUAUUUGCGUUAUCGGAGUUAUCAAAGUAAAGUGCAUGGGUUCUGUGCGAGCCGGAGAACGAAUUUAUACUAAUGUGAGCCCAGAUCAUCCUGGUACUGCUAUCCCAGAAUCACAUCUGCCUCCGCGCGUGAUCUUAGGUGGCGGUAGUGUUCUACUGGGCAUGUCAUUGGAAGAGAGGGAGGCAUCAAAGCUCGAUGACUACAACCUGGUUCAGUGUUUUGUAUGCAUGGUUCUUGGGGUAAGCGAUAAUGAAAUCAAGUCAGAAAUAGGGAACAUGUACAAUCGAUUCGAUGUGGAACUGGCUGCAAAGCUGCGAAGAGAGCGAAAAAAGGCGAGGCGAAUGCGGUGCUUGACUGUAUUUGGCCUUCUAACUACACUCGCGUUGACCGCUUUUCUAAUGUACCAAUGGUUAUAUCCAGGAAGUCUCUUAAGAUACUGGAUAUGCAAGCGUGGUUCCGUAAGAGAUUCUAUCUGUGAUUUCACAUUUAUUCCCACUGACACAGGACAGCGUUGCACAACGCAUGGCAUUGAAUUUACGUGGAAUGGACUGACAGAGAAAAUGUCGCCACAUUUGAAUGACAUUCCCGAAAUGAAUUCAAGCAGAGUGCCUGGAAAGCACUAUUACUACCUAAACGUCGAUCGCUGUGCAUAUGGUGGAGCAAACAAGCUAUCCGCUCAAAGCUAUGGCAUUAUCAACAACCAUCAGAUUUGUGGUCCGAUUAUUUUCGGUGUAAAUAGUAACUGCUCUGCUGUUUAUUUCUAUCAGGAUAAGCCACGUGCAGGUUGGAAAAUAUACAAGUCAGUUAUGAA
Molecule: messenger RNA, 1959 nt
Organism: Stylophora pistillata
Lineage: Eukaryota; Metazoa; Cnidaria; Anthozoa; Scleractinia; Pocilloporidae
Source: RefSeq, a predicted model, not a curated record